Lolium rigidum is the source of this 2448-nucleotide messenger RNA. Its product is annotated as ABC transporter F family member 4. NCBI's taxonomy places the organism in Eukaryota, Viridiplantae, Streptophyta, Magnoliopsida, Poales, Poaceae. The record is from RefSeq and is a predicted model, not a curated record. The transcript has a single exon. Bases 84 to 2231 code for a protein of 715 amino acids. Gene Ontology annotation, molecular function: ATP hydrolysis activity; ATP binding.
CCGAACCAACCAAAGCCUCUACGACUCUAACCCUAAAGCCAAACUAGAUUUCCCCAACCUCGACGUCCUCCGCCGCCGCCGCCAUGAGCCGCAAAAACGCCGCCGGCUCAUCCUCCUCCUCCUCCUCCGGCGCCGCCGGCAAGAAGGAGAAGCCCCUCUCCGUGUCCGCUAUGCUAGCUUCGAUGGACGGGCCGGGGGCCAACGCCAAGCCCGCCAAGGGGGCUGCCAAACCCAAAGCCAAGCCCUCCAAGUCCAAGGCGCUCGCGUCGGCCUACGGCGACAUCGACCUGCCCUCCUCCUCCGAGGAGGAGGACGAGGAGGACGUCGCCGCCGUCAUCGCCAAGCCCAAGUCGGUCCGCGCCACCGUCGACCUCAACGCCCUCGCGCCCUCCGACAAGGACUCCAAGAAGAAGGACAAGCGCGAGGUCAUGGCGGCCGUCGCCGCCGAGGCCGCCAAGCGGGAGGCGCUCCGCGACGACCGCGACGCCUUCUCCGUCGUCAUCGGCGCGCGCGUCCCCGGAUCCGCCGGGGCCGCCGAGGCCGACGCCGUCGACGGGAACAUCAGGGACAUCGUGCUCGACAACUUCUCCGUCUCCGCGCGAGGGAAGGAGCUCCUCAAGGGCGCCUCGCUCCGGAUCUCGCACGGCCGCCGGUACGGCCUCGUGGGGCCCAACGGCAUGGGCAAAUCUACCCUUCUCAAGCUGCUCGCCUGGCGCCAGGUCCCCGUGCCCAAGAACAUCGAUGUCCUGCUCGUGGAGCAGGAGAUUGUGGGUGAUGACCGUUCCGCGACUGAGGCGGUGGUUGCGGCCAACGAAGAGCUCACGGCGCUCCGGGCUGAGCAGGCAAAGCUCGAGGCCUCCAACGACCCCGAUGACAACGACAGGCUCGCCGAGGUGUAUGAGAAGCUCAACCUAUGCGACUCAGAUGCCGCACGGGCGCGUGCGUCCAAGAUCCUUGCUGGUCUGGGGUUUGAUCAGGCGAUGCAGGCAAGGUCCACAAAGUCCUUCAGCGGUGGCUGGAGGAUGCGCAUCUCCCUUGCCCGUGCCCUCUUCAUGCAGCCAACUUUGCUGCUCCUUGAUGAGCCUACCAACCAUCUGGACCUCCGGGCUGUGCUUUGGCUGGAGCAGUACCUCUGCUCGCAGUGGAAGAAGACACUUAUUGUGGUGUCCCAUGACCGCGACUUCCUCAACACAGUGUGCAAUGACAUCAUACAUCUGCACGACAAGAGUCUGCAUGUUUACCGUGGCAACUUUGAUGAUUUCGAGAGUGGGUAUGAGCAGAAGAGGAAGGAGAUGAAUAAGAAGUUUGAGGUUUAUGAAAAGCAGAUGAAAGCAGCAAGGAAAACUGGGAGCAAGGCUGCACAGGAUAAGGUUAAAGGCCAGGCACUGUCAAAGGCUCAUAAAGAAGUUGCCAAGGGGAAGGGCAAGGGGAAGAAUGUGGCCAACGAUGAUGAUAAUGUCAAGCCAGCGGAUCUGCCACAGAAGUGGCUUGACUACAAAGUCGAGUUCCACUUCCCAGAGCCUACUUUGCUCACACCACCACUCCUUCAGCUCAUUGAAGUGGGCUUCAGCUACCCUGGCCGCCCCGACUUCAAGUUGUCAGAUGUUGAUGUUGGCAUUGACAUGGGAACACGUGUUGCCAUUGUUGGGCCCAAUGGCGCUGGAAAGUCUACUCUUCUCAAUUUACUUGCUGGUGAUCUCACCCCAGGUGAAGGUGAGGCAAGAAGGAGCCAAAAACUUAGGAUUGGACGCUACUCACAGCAUUUUGUCGACUUGUUGACAAUGGAGGAAAAUGCGGUUCAGUAUUUACUCAGGCUCCACCCUGACCAGGAGGGAAUGAGCAAAGCAGAGGCUGUCCGUGCCAAGCUUGGAAAAUUUGGCUUGCCAGGUCACAACCAUCUUACUCCCAUUGUUAAAUUAUCUGGAGGUCAGAAGGCCCGUGUUGUGUUCACUUCGAUAUCAAUGGCACAUCCUCACAUUCUCCUGCUGGAUGAGCCGACUAAUCACUUGGACAUGCAAAGUAUUGAUGCUUUGGCUGAUGCUCUGGAUGAAUUUACUGGAGGUGUGGUCUUGGUUAGCCAUGACUCACGGUUGAUAUCUCGAGUUUGUGAAGAUGAGCAGAAGAGCCAGAUAUGGGUUGUGGAGGAUGGCACUGUGGAGAAAUAUGACGGCUCCUUUGAGGAUUACAAGGAUGAACUAAUGGCAGAAAUAAAGAAGGAAGUCGAUGAGUAAUGCUGCUUAUAUCGAGUUGCACAUUGCUCAUUCUUUGUAGAAUGAGCUGGUUUCUUGUCCUGAAAUCCCAUGUACUACUAGCAGCUUUUGUUCGCUUUGGUCUGCAUAGUAUUCAUAUGUUAUUUCAUAUGCACAAUAUUUAUAUGGUCAAGAUGAGCUAUUUUUGCCUUUUGUAUGUUACAAUAGUUUGGGAAUCUAUGUUUCUUUUGUUUGAUUU